UUUCUCUCCAGAAGGAGUUGAAGCACAGAAUUCCCCACCAUGGAUUUCCAGCAUCGCCCUGGAGGUAAAACUGGCAGUGGAGGUGUAGCCUCUGCUUCGGAGAGCAACCGUGACCGACGGGAGAGGCUGCGGCAGCUGGCGCUGGAGACCAUCGACAUCAACAAGGAUCCCUAUUUUAUGAAAAAUCACUUGGGCUCCUACGAGUGCAAACUUUGCCUGACACUGCAUAACAAUGAGGGGAGUUACUUAGCACAUACCCAGGGGAAGAAGCAUCAGACCAAUUUGGCCCGGCGAGCUGCCAAGGAAGCCAAGGAAGCUCCUGCCCAGCCUGCACCAGAGAAGGUCAAGGUGGAAGUGAAGAAAUUCGUGAAAAUUGGGCGUCCAGGUUACAAAGUGACCAAACAGAGAGAUCCAGAAACAGGCCAGCAAAGCCUCCUCUUCCAGAUCGAUUACCCUGAGAUUGCUGAGACCAUCAUGCCCCGACACCGGUUCAUGUCAGCCUACGAGCAGAGGAUUGAGCCCCCCGACAGGCGCUGGCAGUACCUCCUCAUGGCAGCAGAGCCCUAUGAGACUAUCGCUUUCAAGGUGCCAAGCAGAGAAAUUGACAAAGCAGAAGGAAAAUUUUGGACUCACUGGAACAGGGAAACCAAACAGUUCUUCCUUCAGUUCCACUUCAAGAUGGAGAAG
Acanthisitta chloris (rifleman) is the source of this 687-nucleotide messenger RNA. RefSeq names its product splicing factor 3A subunit 2. NCBI's taxonomy places the organism in Eukaryota, Metazoa, Chordata, Aves, Passeriformes, Acanthisittidae. Gene Ontology annotation, molecular function: nucleic acid binding; zinc ion binding. The annotation marks the transcript as partial. Gene Ontology annotation, cellular component: U2 snRNP; catalytic step 2 spliceosome; U2-type prespliceosome. Gene Ontology annotation, biological process: spliceosomal complex assembly. The transcript has 8 exons. The record is from RefSeq and is a predicted model, not a curated record.